AUGGGCUGCGCAAUAUCAGGUCUGGCACCGAAAACAGCUGGAGAAUCUAAGACGGAGGAUUCUGUUGCGCAUCUCAGCAAGGAGCAGAUUGAGAUGAUCAAAGAGUCGUGGAAAGUUAUCCAGGAGGACAUUGCAAAAGUUGGAAUUAUUAUGUUUGUCAGUUUGUUUGAGACCCAUCCAGAAUGCAAAGAUGUAUUCUUCCUCUUCCGAGACGUGGAGGACCUUGACAGGUUACGGACCAGCCGGGAGCUGAGGGCACACGGCCUACGAGUGAUGUCCUUUAUUGAGAAGAGUGUGGCCAGACUGGAACAGCUAGAGAGACUGGGGGUUCUGGUUGUGGAGCUGGGGAGGAGCCACUACCGCUACAACGCCCCACCCAAAUACUACAGCUAUGUAGGAGCAGAAUUCAUCUGUGCUGUCCAGCCCAUUCUCAAAGAGAGAUGGACCCCUGAGCUUGAGAAGGCGUGGAAGACCCUUUUCCUGUACCUAACCAGGCUUAUGAACCAAGGCUACCAGGAGGAGAGGAACAGACGUCACCAGGUGGGAGCCUCCCCCAAGGAGAGGAACACUGCCUUAUAAGAGACCUGGCUGGCCCCAACUCAAGAGAUGGUUGAACAUGCAGACAUGUUGCUGAACUGUGUAUAUAGUGUAUUUAUUACUUAGUGACCAUUUUCUACUUUGCUCAUGUUAUCAGCCUACAAUGUAAAGUCAAACUGUCCAUUCCUUAUUUUAUUUCAAAUCUAUUUCAGUCUUUAGAUCA
Oncorhynchus masou masou (cherry salmon) is the source of this 760-nucleotide messenger RNA. RefSeq names its product x globin (gene xgb). The transcript is spliced from 5 exons. The record is from RefSeq and is a predicted model, not a curated record. Gene Ontology annotation, molecular function: oxygen binding; oxygen carrier activity; heme binding. Gene Ontology annotation, biological process: response to hypoxia; oxygen transport. NCBI's taxonomy places the organism in Eukaryota, Metazoa, Chordata, Actinopteri, Salmoniformes, Salmonidae. Bases 1 to 579 code for a protein of 192 amino acids.